UUCUCGCGCUGCGAGCGUCAAGUGCAGUUGUCUCCACGUCGCUCUCACCAAAGUUUCGCGCGAAAGUUUUCACGUAAAUAAAAGUGACAAGAUAAUUUUACAAUAGUGUCAAAACAGUGUUUGUAUUAUUAAGAUUUGUGUUAAAGUGCGCCUUCCGACUUAUGACCGACAUUUCGAUUUGUAUAACGCCAAGCAAUGUCGCCAACGUAAACACAAACGAAAAACAAUGUGAAAAUAUGAAUUGACCACAUGAUUUCAACAACCAACUACACACACACAGUGACACAUGUAAACACACUACAAUACGACUGUAGAAACAUAACAUAUAACUACAAAAAUGCAACACAUAACUGCACCUUCGAAACUGGUGAAGAAUACGACCAUCACGGCUUUGGGAAGACGAACUUCUCCAAUGCGACAUACGCGAUGUCGAACGACAAUUUUACGGAGUACGCAGAAAUUCCAUAUUACAUAAAAGCGACUUCUAUGACUUUCUGUAUAGUGAUAAUGUGUCUUGGUGUGAUAGGGAAUGUGAUGGUCCCAAUAGUGAUACUAAAGACUAAGGAUAUGAGGAAUUCGACGAACAUUUUUCUGGUGAACUUGAGCAUUGCGGAUUUGAUGGUCCUGUUGGUGUGUACGCCGACUGUGCUGGUCGAGGUCAACUCGAAGCCGGAGACUUGGGUACUUGGGAAGGAGUUAUGUCUGGCAGUACCCUUCGUGGAGCUGACAGUGACCCACGCAUCAGUGCUCACGAUCCUAGCCAUCAGCUUCGAGCGGUACUACGCGAUCUGCGAACCCUUGCGAGCUGGGUACGUCUGCACGAAGACGAGAGCAACCCUCAUUUGCGCGCUGGUGUGGUUCUUCGCAGCUCUGUUUACCAGUCCAAUCCUGGCCAUCGCCGAGCACCACACGAUCACUCGCGGUGACGGCUCCGCUUACACCCAGUGCCUCACUCAGGCCGUCACCUACUGGCAGAUCACAUUCUUCAUCGCUAUCAUCAUUCUUCUCUACGUUCUACCUCUUAUCAUCCUCAUAGUAUUAUACAGCGUUAUAGCCAAAAAUCUCAUCACGGCCGCUUCUAAAGUAGUCAUGAACAAAACUGUUGAUCCGUACAACACUAGAGCUAGGAAACAAGUUAUUUUAAUGCUUGGAACUGUUGUGCUAUGUUUCUUUUUAUGUCUCAUGCCUUAUAGGGCUUUAACUCUAUGGAUCAUCAUCACACCCGCCGAAUUCUACGAUGAUGUCAGCCCAGAAAAGUGGUACAACAUACUUUAUUUCGCAAGAGUCAUGCUUUACAUAAAUUCGGCAAUCAAUCCUAUACUUUACAAUUUAAUGUCUUCGAAGUUUCGUAUCGGGUUUUGUAAAGUAUGCGUGUGUUAUAAAAGAAAGUUAGAAGAUAAGACGAGGAGAGCUCAGAGGACUAUUACAAACGGAUCCACAACGAGUAGCAGUUUGACACGAACUACAAACAGUUUGAAGAAACUUUUCAGUCAGCGAAGCAGUAUCGACCGCACUGACACUGAAUCUGAGAGUAAAGAAGAAAUAGAAAAAGGUCUAUUCGAUAGAAUAUUUACAAACAAAACAUUUGUAAGACAGCAAUCGGCUCCCGUUUGCUCAAACACGAAUACAAAGCCGAUUAUAAACAGGAUGAGGAGUGAAGGAAACAUUGAGAUAACCGAAGUAGUUGACGUAGAACAUAAAAUUGAUCCAAUAGAUAGUAGCAAGUUUAUCGGUCAUUCCAAUAGUAAAAAUAUUAGGUCAGACAGUGACGUGGACAAUUCGGUAAGAAGUCACUCUUUGAGACGGAGUGUCUUGAUCAACAGUGCCAAAGCAAGAAGUAUGGAUUGCGAGAAGAAGGUGUCUUAUCAAAAAGUCAAAGUGGAUUGCGUUGUGGCUUUUCAGAAGUCAAAAAGUGUCCCCAUCCUUGCCGUGGCUACCUUCACGUAUGAAGAUUAUGAGGAUGGCACCCAGGUCCCCGUCUGCCUCACGCAGGCCGACACCUUCUGGUCAGCUCUCUUCUUCAUCCUGACCAUCGCAGUCUUCUUCAUCGUGCCUCUCGGCGUGCUUCUAGUCCUCUACAGCGUCAUUGCCAAGAACCUCAUGGAAAACCCCGUCAUUAUAGCACAGAAUACUAAGAAUACUAAUAACACAGGCAAUGUUGUACGUUACAGAAAGCAGGUCAUUCUCAUGCUUGGAACAGUAGUUCUAUCAUUCUUCCUCUGUCUCCUCCCCUUCAAAGCCCUCACGCUAUGGAUCAUCGUAUUCCCACCAGAGACAAUAAUGUCAUUAGGUAUAGAUGGUUACUAUAUACUUUUGUAUUUUUGUAGAGUAAUGCUGUACUUAAAUUCGGCGAUAAAUCCAAUAUUAUACAAUUUGAUGUCGUCCAAGUUUAGGGAAGGAUUCGUCAAGCUGUUAAAGAUAAAUAAGUUGAUGAGGUGUAGCCGAACAUUGAGGGAAACGAUGCAGAGACGUGACACGUUCAACACUACCACUUCUACUGGAUUCUCCAGCAGUCAGAAUACUUCCGACUCAUUUUGGAGAAGAUAUAGUAAUAGGACAUCUUCUCAAAAAAUUUUCGUCAACAGAGAAAGUAAAAAAGUCAAAGAAGAAGUUCAACAAAUGAAAGUAGGUGAAAUUAUAAACGUGGAGAACACUAGACGUAAUAGUAUGAAAAUGAUAGCAGCUAUUAAUGAGACAGAUAACGAGACAUACGCCGACGUACACGAUAAUCAUUAUUCUAAUGAACUAGCGAUAGACACUGCCAAUGAGAACAAUAAACAGAUACAAAUACUGAACCUAGAUGUUAAAACUAACAAUGUGUAUUCAAUAACUUUAGACGUAAGCGAUUCUGUGGAGGGUAGAAAUAAGUUCGUUUGUAUACCAACACUUGAUAGAGAGAAUAAUAUAUUUAUAUACGAUUACAGAACUAAGGAGAGCUUUGUAUGAAAUGUUUUGUUUGAUAAUGUAUUUGGCUGGGAGCCAGACUAUUAUGUGCAUUUACUUAGGCAAACCUUGUAUGACGAUUGAAUGUUACAUCACUGGUCUUAGAUUAUAUUGUAAUAAUCCUACCAUCCUUCUUAAUUCUGACAUGACAAAG
Molecule: messenger RNA, 3097 nt
Organism: Helicoverpa zea (corn earworm)
Lineage: Eukaryota; Metazoa; Arthropoda; Insecta; Lepidoptera; Noctuidae
Gene: ETHR
Exons: 6
Coding region: 250-2946 (898 amino acids)
Biological process (GO): G protein-coupled receptor signaling pathway
Cellular component (GO): plasma membrane
Molecular function (GO): G protein-coupled receptor activity
Source: RefSeq, a predicted model, not a curated record